Saprolegnia diclina VS20 is the source of this 2439-nucleotide messenger RNA. RefSeq lists its product as hypothetical. The transcript has 2 exons. The record is from RefSeq and is a predicted model, not a curated record. NCBI's taxonomy places the organism in Eukaryota, Oomycota, Saprolegniomycetes, Saprolegniales, Saprolegniaceae. The coding region runs from base 4 to 2379 and encodes 791 amino acids. Gene Ontology annotation, molecular function: GTPase activator activity. Gene Ontology annotation, biological process: activation of GTPase activity.
GCCAUGGCGUCGACGUCGGGGUGUGACGAGAUGGAGGGCCAUCUGCACGUCCGCGCCAAGACGCUCAACGUGUGGAAGAAGCGCCGCUUCGUGCUCACGGGCUCCACGCUGCAGUACUUUUCCAUCGCGCCUGAGACCAACAAGCCCAAGACCAUCUCGAGUCUCGCGCUCAGCAGCCUCUCGAAGGCCAAGGCCAAGCUCUCCAAGCCAACCAAGACCACCGACCGCAUGUACGACCUCGCCGGCUGCAGCAUCAAGACCGUGCACGAGUACUUGUCGAGUCGGCCGUUCACGUUCCAGGUCGCGUCGCCCGCCUUUUUCCUGCUCUUGCACGCCGACUCGAUGGAAGAAAUGAGCGCGUGGAUUCGGAGCCUCCGCGCUGCGGCGCCGCAAAUCGACCGCCUUCCGUUCGCUUCGCCCACGAACUUCUUGUCGCCAACCUCGACAAUGAUCAAGGUUGCGGCGCAGUCGAGCGACGACGACAUCUUUGAGUUUGGGAUCGCAACCGCCAUGGACAUUAUCACGUGCCUCCAGCAUGGCCGCUUCUGCAGCGACCGCCUCGUCAUCUACAGCUCGACGUUUCUCGGAAAGAAACAGCUCGCGCGCGGGAGCGUUCUCAUUGCGGUCAACGGCCACUCGGUCAUCGAGUGCAGCUCGAAAGACGUGCACACGAAGCUCACGUCCCUCGCACUGCCCUCGACGCUGCAGUUUCUCCGCUGUCGGCCCAAAGCCGGCGUCCUCCGUUCCCAGUCGUACGAGUCGCUCGGCUCGAUGCUCAAGCUCACAACAAGCGGUACAGCACUCAUGGGCUGGCGCGACGUCGCCUGUGAAAUCGACGGGGACCUAUUUGUCUGCGCCCGCUUCCUCUCAACCGCCACGCUCGCGAUGGCCAAGUGGAGUCAAUCGAUUUUGCCCUCCGACAGCUCGACGGGCGGCAGCAAUAGCUCUUUGUCGUUGCCGGAGCGACCUGUCUCGGCGUCCAAAGCCAACGUACCGUUGGCCGGCUGCUCCGUGCGCCUCGUCCACGAAGUGCUGGCCGGCCGCCCGUUCUGCUUCUUGCUGUCGCAUUCGCCCACGAAUGCCCAACAAGAAGUACCUCUCCUCUUCCAAGCGAGCUCGCAGGAAGACAUGCUGCAGUGGCUCGGCGCGCUCGUCCAUGCGAUCGACUUGGCCAACGGCGUCGUCGUCGGUGGCGGCGUCAACUGCAGUCCGCUACCAACCUCGAUGCAAGCCACGCACUCAACUAUGUUUUUCCCGCCCGAGACGAACGAACAGACGACGAACCCGAGCCUCACACGCGCGCUCCACGCCCAAGGCGACUUGAUCUUUGAAAAGCCGGUCGUGCCCAUGGUGACCAACGACGAGCUCGUCCGCCUCCUCCUCUUUUGCCAGCAAGAAGCGCGGUACACCGAGGCGCUGCAGGUGCUUUUGCAAGAGCCCGCGGCGCGAAGUACGUACUGGCCGCAGCUCUUUGCGUGGGGCCUCGCCUCGCCCAGCGUCUCGACGCUCGACCAACUCGAAGCGCUCGUCCACCUCCCAAUCUCCGACGAGGACGCAGUCCAGCUUCAAAAGGACGUGCCGCGGACAGCGUCGUGGAUGGCAUCGUCGGAAGGCGCGCCGCUCAACACAGUGCAAGCGCCGCCCGAGCGGCUCACGUCCUUGCACCGGAUUCUGCAUGCGUUCAUUGCGUCGACGCACGUGCAGUACCUCCAGGGCAUGAACGGCAUCGCGUUCCUCCUCCUCGAGCUCUGGGACGGCGACGAGGUGCGCGUGUACCAGUACUUGGAAGCGAUGGUGCACCACAUCUUGCCAUCGAUCUUUGACGCAAGCGACGAAGUGAGCGCGCUCGUGCAGACAGGUCAGCACCUCGAGAGCAUGAUGCGCAUGUACCUCCCGACGCUCACGGCUGUCUUUGACGACGUCGGCCUGCCCGUGUUCCUACUCGCUUACAAGUGGUUUCCAACGCUCUUCUCGGACGUGUCGCUCCAAGCCAACCGCAAGCACAAUCAACUCCAGUACGAUACGCUCUUGUGUAUCUGGGACAUUUGCCUCCUCAUGGGCAUCGAAGGCAUGUACUGCGUCUCCAUGGCACUCUUCGCAAGCGCUGAGCCUUCGAUCCGCGCGCUCGGUAGCGGCUGUUUGGCCGAGGAGGUCUCGCACGCGUUCAUCCAAGUGCUCUCGACGCUCUCCCGUGACGACCUCAUGCUGCACGUGUCCGAAGUGAUUGAAACGUGCCGCCACCCGCUCUUGCUGCAGUGGCGCAACGCCCACCACCGCCGCGUGCACCGACCGAUUCGCGUCAAGGACCUCGAUACCGGUCAGGUGUUUGGUGUCGAAGGCGCCCACUUGUACCCGCUCGAGCACGCCGAGCCGCAGUAAACUCGGUGCUCGACCAAUCGAAAUUAAAAAAGGAGUACAACAUUGUCAAAUUGUCUUUUA